Messenger RNA from Spirodela intermedia, 1286 nucleotides. The record is from the annotation of a GenBank genome assembly. NCBI's taxonomy places the organism in Eukaryota, Viridiplantae, Streptophyta, Magnoliopsida, Alismatales, Araceae.
AUGACACUCCUUCAGGGCUUCCUACCCUUUGGUCCCGUCCCCCACCUCUGUCCAUCCUGCUCCAAAGCGAACCCUAACCCUCCCCCGAUCGGCCUUCCCUUCUCCGCCAGAAGAGGCUUCCACAGCGCAGCUAAGCCUCCCUCUCUGAUAACUGUGGCGGCGGCUCGGAAGAACCUUAACCCUGAAGGCGGAGGCGGCGCUGAACCCAGAGAGAGGCGAGAAACAGAGCUCCCCCGCGAAGGUCCCGCCGCCGAUGAUGUCUUCCCAUCGAUUAUCCCCCGGAAACCGAGGCGCGGGCGGCGGAGCGAGGCGGCGGCGGUGGAGGACUUUGUGAGGGACUCUCUGGAGCGCACCUUCGCGGAGAUUCGCCGGCAGAGCUCCGAGGUCUUGGAGGGGAAGGAGGAGGUGCUGAAGGCGAGAGCGGAGGGCCCCGACGACGGCGGCGGCGGAGCGGAGGAGGGGGUGGUGGUGGAGGAGGAGGCUCCUGAGUGGCCGGCCGAUGCGGAGGUGGGAUGGGGGAUUCGCGCGUCGGAGUACUUCGACAAGCAUCCGAUCAGAAAUGUCGUCGCCGGCGGGGUGGAGAUCGAUUGGGAAGGAGACCUCGAAGAAGGCCUCGUGAAGGAGAUCAACUGCCUUGAAUGGGAGAGCUUCGCCUUCCACCCCAGCCCUCUGAUCGUCCUCGUCUUCGAGCGCUACAACAGGUGACAUCUUCAUCAAUUAAUCCGAACUCGAGCUCGAGCUCGAGAUCUUCUACCCUAAUCGUUCUGAGGCUGUUUCUGAAUUUAAUCAGGCCGGCGGAGAACUGGAAGCUCCUGAAAGAGCUGGAAAAGGCGGCGGUGGUGUACUGGAACGCGAAAGAUCGGCUGCCCCCCAGGGUCUGAUGCUCCUCUCUCUCUCUCUCUCUCUCUCUCUCUCUCUCUCUGUUUUGGCCAUUAAAAUCCUCGUCAACGGAGCUUUAAAAUAUUCGCAGACGGUGAAGAUCGACAUGAACAUCGAGACGGACCUGGCCUACGCCCUCAAAGUCAGAGAAUGCCCACAGCUGCUGUUCCUCCGGGGCAAUAGAAUCCUGUACAGAGAGAAAGGUCAGAAUCAGCUCUCCCUCUAAGCAUCAUCUCUCAGCAGCGGCUAGAUUCUUCCAGAUGGGACGUUGACUUUCGAUCUCCUCUGGACCUGCAGAGAUGAGGACGGCUGAUGAGCUGGUGCAGAUGAUAGCCCACUUCUACUAUAACGCGAGGAGACCGUCGUGGGUUGACCCUGCAAAUGUGGCGCCAGCGCCACGCUAUUAG